Molecule: messenger RNA, 1512 nt
Organism: Glarea lozoyensis ATCC 20868
Lineage: Eukaryota; Fungi; Ascomycota; Leotiomycetes; Helotiales; Helotiaceae
Product: RmlC-like cupin
Exons: 2
Coding region: 1-1512 (503 amino acids)
Biological process (GO): oxalate metabolic process
Source: RefSeq, a predicted model, not a curated record
AUGUGGUCUUUCGCCAACACACUCCGCUAUGUCGCUGUCUUGAGGAUAUCAUCAUUAGUAGCUGGGCUUCCGGCCCCUCAGAUGAGCCAGUUCGGAGAGAAUACAGGGCCAGUGGGCGGUGUGAAUCCUCCUACGCCGACAGUAACAGCGGCAUCUGGGUCUUUGUAUGGACCUAGUGAUUUACUAGGAGAAGUCUAUCCUCCAGCACCAGUAUCAGGUGGUGAUUCUGCAAUAGUGUCUGAUGUUACACUGGUCAACGGACAAGAAGCAGAUAGUGAUCUUGGACUUUACCUUGAUUUCAAUGGGGUAGAGGUUCCUCAGCCGAUUAGAGGUGACGCGGGACAGACUGAUCCGGGUCCAAGGACAUAUGAAUAUGAACAACUAAAUCCAGAUCACUAUGCCCCUCCAGGAACGGACGAUGGAGAUGUACCCCAAGCCAAAUGGCCUUUAGGACUAAGUCACAAUCGAUUCGGUACCGGCCGUCAAUCAGGCUGGGCGAGACAGCAAAAUGAGAAUCAGCUUCCCGCUGCAACAGCAAUGGCAGGUGUGGAUAUGCGUCUCGCCCCUCAUGCUUACAGAGAGCUCCACUGGCACACGGCAAAUGAAUGGUCCCUCGUUCUUAAAGGGAGCGUUCGCCUAUCAUCCAUGAACGAAGAAGGUCAAACUUUUAUCGACGACCUCGUCGCAGGCGACGUAUGGUUCUUCCCUGCCGGCAUCCCACACUCCAUUCAGGCCCUCGACCAAGGCGUAGAAUUUCUUCUUGUCUUCGACGAUGGGUCAUUUAGUGAAGACGGAACCUUUCUCGUGAGCGAAAUGUUUCUUCGAAACCCCAAAGAAGUACUUUCCAAGAACUUGCAAACCCCAGUCUCAUCCUUCGACAACCUACCUGACGAUGAACUUUACAUCUUCAACGGCACGCCCGCUCCAGCAAACAUCUCGGAGCAAAAUGUCACCUCGCCAUACGGAGCUCUCGCACCCAACGAUACGUACUCAUACCACUGGUCGCAACAACAACCAUAUGCCGUUCCCGGCGGCACCGUGAAAAUCCUAGACACAACCACCUUCCCCAUCUCCACCGACCUCUGCGCAGCACUCGUCACCAUCCAGCCCGGCGCCAUGCGCGAGAUGCACUGGCAUCUCACGUCCGACGAGUGGAACUACUUCCUCCGGGGCUCCGCCCGCAUCACCGUCUACACGGCGCCGUCCAUGUCGCGCACCUUCGACUACACGGCCGGCGACGUGGGAUACAUCCCCGCGAGCAACAGCCAUUAUAUCGAGAACACCGGGACUGUGGACGUGGUGUUCCUCGAGGUGUUGAAUCAGCCGCGCUUUACGGAUUUGAGCGUUGCGCAGUGGUUGGCGCUGACGCCGCGCCAGGUGGUAAAGGAUACGUUGGGUUUAGAGAGGGAGGUGCUGGAUCGACUGCCGAAGGAAAAGACGUAUUUGAAGGUUGGGGCGAGGAAUUUGACGGCGUUGGCGGGGGCGCCGAAUGGGACUGCUGCGUAUGAGUAG